This is a messenger RNA of Cyprinodon variegatus (sheepshead minnow), 1485 nucleotides long. It is a transcript of the gene tacr3a, whose product is annotated as tachykinin receptor 3. The record is from RefSeq and is a predicted model, not a curated record. Lineage: Eukaryota; Metazoa; Chordata; Actinopteri; Cyprinodontiformes; Cyprinodontidae. Gene Ontology annotation, molecular function: tachykinin receptor activity. The transcript is spliced from 5 exons. The coding region runs from base 256 to 1485 and encodes 409 amino acids. Gene Ontology annotation, biological process: G protein-coupled receptor signaling pathway; positive regulation of flagellated sperm motility. Gene Ontology annotation, cellular component: plasma membrane; sperm midpiece.
UGUGCGCUCACACCCAUAUUCAACAGGCUGAUGAUCCUCUGGGUAAGGCACAGAUUGGAGAGCGGUUCAGGCUGCAGACAGACAUCGGAUAUGCGGACUCUUUAAUUUGCGCGCAAUGGCGCAGGAGCGCAAAACUCCCCCUGCCAAUUCAGACUUGCGCUUCAACAAGUAGAUUCAAGAACAAAAAAAAUAUAUAGACAGAAAAAAAACUUAUAAAUAAUAUCUUUUCAUUGCAUUUGGACAAAGCAGAAGAGGAUGGAGACCCCACACAACGGAUCCAACGUAACAUCGAAUUACACUAACCAGUUUGUCCAGCCGCCGUGGCGCAUCGCCCUCUGGUCGGUUGCUUACAGCUCAGUGAUUGCUGUGGCCGUGUUUGGAAAUGUCAUCGUCAUAUGGAUCAUUCUUGCCCAUAAGCGCAUGCGGACGGUAACAAACUACUUUCUGCUUAAUUUGGCCUUUUCGGACGCGUCGAUGGCCGCUUUCAACACUUUGAUAAACUUUAUCUACGCUGCCCACGGAGAUUGGUACUUCGGUAAAGCAUAUUGUAAAUUCCAGAACUUCUUCCCAGUCACAUCUGUAUUCGCAAGCAUCUAUUCCAUGACUGCAAUAGCUGUGGACAGAUACAUGGCCAUAAUCCACCCUCUGAAGCCUCGUCUCUCAGCAAAGGUCACUACGGGAGUCAUCGUCAGUAUCUGGAGCCUGGCAGUGGUUCUGGCUUUCCCUCCGUGCUAUUUCUCAGACACCCGAGCUCUACCCCACAGGACCAUCUGCUAUGUCGCCUGGCCUCGCAAAGAAGAUGACCUCUUCAUGUAUCAUAUCAUAGUGACAGUUCUAGUGUACGUGCUGCCAUUAGUGGUGAUGGGAAUCACUUACACUAUCGUGGGGAUGACACUCUGGGGUGGUGAGAUUCCUGGAAAUUCAUCUGAUAAUUAUCAUGGACAGCUCAAGGCUAAAAGGAAGGUGGUAAAGAUGAUGAUCAUUGUGGUGGUGACUUUUGCCCUCUGCUGGCUUCCGUAUCAUGUCUACUUCAUCGUGGGCGGCCUCAAUAAGAGCCUGAUGAAGUGGAAGUACAUCCAGCAGGUUUACCUGUCAGUGCUGUGGCUUGCCAUGAGCUCCACCAUGUAUAACCCCAUCAUCUACUGCUGCCUCAAUAGCAGGUUUCGAGCCGGCUUCAAGAGAGCGUUUCGCUGGUGCCCGUUCAUCAAGGUGUCCAGCUACGACGAGCUUGAGUUACGCUCAAUACGGCUGCACCAAACACGCCAAAGUAGCAUGUACACACUUACUCGGAUGGAUACCACCAUGGUUAUGGUUUACGACCCUGCUGAGGGCAAUUGUGGCGCAGCAGGAAGAAAGCAUUCCCUGCCUGCCAGGAAGAGAAGCUAUGUCACCUCACGGCAGGCGGAGAUCACUGCUUCCUGUGACACUGGAGCAGGAACACAAAAUGGAGUUGCACCGAAAGCUGAAAUUGAAGAGUUCUCUUGA